This is a messenger RNA of Ahaetulla prasina, 11637 nucleotides long. It is a transcript of the gene ASH1L, whose product is annotated as ASH1 like histone lysine methyltransferase. The record is from RefSeq and is a predicted model, not a curated record. Gene Ontology annotation, cellular component: nucleus. Gene Ontology annotation, molecular function: histone methyltransferase activity; chromatin binding; protein binding. The transcript is spliced from 28 exons. The coding region runs from base 386 to 9550 and encodes 3054 amino acids. NCBI's taxonomy places the organism in Eukaryota, Metazoa, Chordata, Lepidosauria, Squamata, Colubridae.
GGAGGGCGUGGGCGUGGCCAGGGCGCGCUCGAGCGCGAGGCAGGAGCGCGCAGGCGCGCGCUGAGGCCAGAGCGCCGCUGCCGUCGCCGUCGCCGUCGCUGCCGCCGCCGCCGCUCGCUGCCGCCAUUUUGGAUCCGCGGCCGCCCUCAGGAGUGAGGGGCGAGCGAAAAGGAGCCAGGCCGAGGCCCCCCACCCCGGCGUCCGGCUUCAGCAAAGCAGCAACAGCAGCCGCUGCCGCCGCCAUCCGGCCUGCGGGAUGAGGAGGCGGCGGCCUGGCCGCGAUACGUGAGAAGAUGUUAGCCACCGAUGUCCGGGAAGAGCAACUUGCGGACCGCCUGCCUGCCGUCUUUUAAGAGGAGAAAUUUUGCCACGGCCCAUAACUGGGAUGGACCCUCAGCACACUGCUAUGUUAGGGUUGGGCUCUGGUUCUGAAGGGUUUUCUGGGAAGAGCCCCUCCGUGGGCGCCACGGGAGCUAGGCGAGAAGCCGAGGUUGAUGGUAGCGCAAAGGAGGAAGAGGAGGAGAAGAGGAGGAGCCGGGAGAAGAGCGGCAGCGAUGAGGCGGGGAAGGAAGGAAGCCUGUCCGAUGCCCAGCACCAGUUUUCUGUGAAGGAGACGAAUUUUUCCGAAGGGAAUUUAAAACUGAAAAUUGGCCUCCAGGCUAAGAGAACUAAGAAACCCCCCAAGAACUUGGAAAACUAUGUCUGUCGCCCUGCCAUAAAAACCACUAUUAGGCAGCCCAGGAAGGUGCAGAAAGUUGGAAAGAUGGGUGAGGAGAAGAACGACCCAGGAUCUGCGAAGCAGGACCCCUCGAAGCUGUACAAGAAAAGCGGAGAGGCUGGCCCAGCGACAGUGGAAAGCUUGCUUGCCGAGAACAGAGCCAGAGCUAGCAGUCCGGCUUUGAAGAAGCUUUCCCCUCUGCAUUCGGAAGGACUGGACUAUGCAAAACCAGCCUUCUCUGCUCCCAUCGGCGGCCGUGAUCCCGACUUGAAAGAGAGAGCCCAGGCCAACGGACCCCCAACGGUAACGGAGAAACUGGCCCAGCUGAUCUCAACCUGCCCUCCGACAAAGUCUUCCAAACCAAAGCAGAAGAAGCCGCCCAUGACGGUCGUGUCCGGAUUUGCUAAGGAUUCCGCAAAGAAGCUGCCAAUGGCCGGGGCCACCGCGGCUACUGCAACCAAGGAUUUCCUGAAGAAACCCAUUUCAGGUGGUUCCCUCGGCCUCGACUUGGGCAACAAGGAGUUUGCCAAGAAACCACCAGGUGGUGGUUCUGGAGGUUUAAUUAGUAAGGAAAACGGGAGCAAAAAACAGCCAGGCUCCUGUCCCAGCAUGUCUGGCCUCCCCAACAGGGACUACGAGAAAAGGCCGUCCGUUCUUAGCUCUCCGGUCGGACCAGUCAGCAAGGAAGGCGGAAAGAAACCACUGCUUGUGACAAGCGUGGCACCGUCUGGGAUGGCCAGCAAAGACUGCGGCAAAAGGCUACAGAUGGGGACCAGCAGUCCCAUCGGAUUGGUCAACAGGGAUCCCGGGAAAAAAUCCCUCGGCAUGGUCAGUCCGCCCGGAUUGAUUCAUAAAGACUCACUGAAGAAGCUUCCAUUACCUGGAAGCGCGGUUGGAUUAUUUAAUAAGGACAUUGCAAAGAGACACCUGGGGUCUGACGGUCCGGUCGGAUCGGUCAGCAAGGACUCGGCAAAGAAGCCGCCGAGUUUUGGGACCUCGAGCGGAUCGAUUAACAAAGAGUCCGGAAAGAAGCCAUCAGCAGCCGGGCCCCCAAUUGGGUUGAUGGCGAAAGAGUCCGGCAAGAAACACAUGGGGGUGGGCAUUAUGGCCUCUCUGACUUCAAAGGACUCUGGGAAGAAAUUGAUGGGGAGCACCAAUUUGGUGGGCUUAGCCAGCAAGGACUUGGGGGCACUGAAAGCCGAAACUGCUAACCUUCCAGCAGAUCCCUACAAGCGAUGUUGUGGCAGCGGCUCGGCCCCUCUGGAAAGCCACGGGCCCACCGGGCUUCUGAAGGACGGGCCUGGGGGCAGCAAACCAUUCGAAAAACACCUGGCAAGACAGAGCAAAGAUAGCCUCCCGGAAAAGUUGCCAUCCCAACGAGAAGUUUCCAGCGGAGGCAAAGACGGGGCCUGCAGUCAGCAGGAGAUCUCCCCCAGCGAAAAGGGCCCUUCCGAAUCCUCAAAGCAAGAGAAACAUCUCCCGGUGUAUUGCACUUCUCCCGAAUUCAGGACUGCCGGAGGUGCUUCGGAGAUCUCGACCGCCAAGUCUCCAUUUAGUGCUGUAGGGGAGGGGGGCCUCCCCUCCCCUUCCCCAACUGCCUCGGUCGCUACUCUAACCCAUAGUCCCCCAACGGCGCUGUCUCAGGUCCCUUCCAACCCGUUGCAUUCAAACCACAUGCCGGAUCUCUUAGACAGCUUGUCUGAACAGAGCAGCAAGACACCGUCUGCCUCCGAUGGCGCCCGCUCGGGUCUGAACAGGCUGGGGAAUCCCGGCUUGUACGCGACCAGCAAAGGGGUUGUUCGGGAGAUAAGCAAUCCCAACUCGGUCUGCACAGAGGAAUCGAAACUGGCCUCAGGAAAGAAAGCCAGCCUGGUUCGCGAAAGCAACCUCCACGCUUCCAUCGCCCCUUCGGUAGUCAGCUUCUCCAGCUUGUUCAACAACAAGCCCUUUCUAAAAAUGGGGUCCGUGAGCUCCUUAGGGAAACCGAGGCAAGGCCUGGAGAUCCUGAGGGGGAGCAGUAGCGCCGACUCCCAGGGCAAGCCCUUCAAGAAACGGAAAGGGAGGAAACCCCGUUGGACGAAAGCCUGCCGGUCUCCCAAAGAGCUCGACUUAGAGAGUCCCGAGCUUUUAAAAAACGUCUCUUGCGGCCCGCUGUCCAGCAGCGGCCUGGACCAGGCCAAGCUCUUUGAAAGCACGGCAGCCCCGCCCGCCUUCGCCAAGCACGACUUCCUGAAACGCCACUUGCCCAAGCUGAGUAAAAGCAGCAGCCUGCAGUCGCUCUCUCUGCUGGGUAGCGUGGAGAAGGAAUCGGGGAAAUUCUACAGUGCCCACGUGCCGACGUCCGUGAGCUGCCUGUCGGACGACUUGUUCCCCGACAUGUACAAAUCCAAACGGAACCGGUCGAAAUCCAAGGAGAUGCCCCAGUUGGAAGGGCCACCCAAACGGGCUUUGAAAAUCCCCGCCUCCAAAGUCUUCUCGGUGCAGUCCAAGGAAGAGCAGGAGCCGCCCGUCUUGCACCCGGAAGUGGAGAUCCCUUCCCUCCGCCAGAGCCUCGCGGAGCAAGCUUUCCCAAAGAAGCGAGGCCGCCCGAAACGGCAGAUCCGCUUGGGGAUCAAGAUGAAGCCACCCAUCCUCUCCGCCGCCCCUUUCGUCACUCCCGAAAAGGCGGACAAGACAGAAGACGCCAUGGACCAACCGCCGCUACCACCGCCGAGCGGGGACUUUUUCGAAAGCCGCAACCAGCUCAGCAAUACCGAAGACAACGGAGACUCGAGCGCCGGCAGCGCCAGUGACCCGGAAGGCGAACCGGAGCACCAGGAAGUCAAACGUAGCAACGGUCAGCUGGUGAAAACCAUCAUCCGGAAAAUCAACAAGAUGAAGACCCUCAAGAGGAAGAAGAUCCUGAACCAAAUCCUCUCCUCUUCCUCAACGGAGCCCAGUAAGGGGAAAGUCCAAGCCAAAGCCCACACCAGCGUCUCCAGCUUGGCGGCCACCUUCAGCACCAAACUGGGCCAGCAGAUCAACGUCAGCAAGAAAGGAACCAUCUACAUAGGAAAGAGACGGGGCAGGAAGCCCAAAGCCAGCUUGACCAGCCUUCUGGCGGCCAGUUCGAGUUUCGCCAUCCUGGAGAAAUCAAGCCAACAGGCCAGCGGAGGGAUGCUGGGACCAGCAGGCACCCCCUUGCUCCCAUCCGGCUCCAGUAGCAACCCCGAGGUUCUUCCGUCCCCUGUUUGCUCUCAGUCGUCGGGCACCAGCGGAGGACAGAGCCCCAUCAGCAGCGACAUGAGCUUCGUGGAGCCCAACUCGGUGCCCUGUUUCCACCUGCACAGCCGGCAAGGGAGCGUGGUUCAGACCUUGGCGAUGAGGAAGGCCUCGCGGGCCAGGAGGAGGCUCUCCCCUCCUACCCUGCUCCCCAACUCCCCUUCCCACAUGAGCGAGCUGGGCUCCCUGAAGGAAGCCACCCCGUCCCCCAUCAGCGAGUCCCACAGCGACGAGACCGUGCCCAGCGACAGUGGCAUUGGCACUGAUAACAACAGCACGUCGGACCGGGCGGAGAAGUUCUGCGGGCCGAAAAAGCGCCGGCACUCCUUCGAACACGUCUCCCUGGUGGCCCCCGAGGCCUCCGCCGUCCUGGGCGGCCUGAAGGAGAAGCACAAGCACAAGUGCAAGCGCCGCGGCCACGACUACCUGGCCUACGACAAACUGAAGCGGCCCAAGCGCAAGCGGAAGAAGAAGUUCCCGCAGCUGCGGGGCAGGCAGGACCCCGAUUUCCUGGCCGAGCUGGAGGAGCUGAUCAGCCGGCUGAGCGAGAUCCGGAUCACGCACCGCAGCCACCAUUUCAUCCCCCGGGACCUGCUGCCCACCAUCUUCCGUAUCAACUUCAACAGCAUCUACAGCCACCCCAGCUUUUCCCUGGACCCUUUGCACUACAUCCGCAAGCCGGAUUUGAAGAAGAAGCGGGGGCGCCCCCCUAAAAUGCGGGAAGCCAUGGCCGAGAUGCCCUUCAUGCACGGCCUCAGUUUCCCGCUUUCCGGUACUGGAUUCUACCCUUCCUACGGCAUGCCUUAUUCUCCUUCGCCCCUGGCGGCACCCAUCGGCCUGGGCUAUUACGGACGCUACCCCCCAACCCUUUACCCUCCUCCCCCCUCCCCUUCGUUCACCACCCCGCUUCCUCCGCCCUCUUACAUGCACGCCGGCCACCUGCUCCUCAACCCCGCCAAAUACCACAAGAAGAAACACAAGCUGUUGCGCCAGGAGGCUUUCUUGACCGCCAGCCGGGCCCCGCUUCUCUCCAUGAGCACCUACCACCCCAGCGUCCCGCCCGAGAUGGCCUACAGCUGGAUGCUGGAGCACAAACACCGUCACCGUCACAAGCACCGGGAACACCGCUCCUCGGAGCAGUCGCCGGUCUCCCUCGAGGCCUUGGCGCCCGCCGGCUCUUCUUCGCGGACGGUCUUGGAGUCCCUGAAGCGCUACAGGUUCGGCAAGGAAGCCGUGGCCGAGAGGUACAAGCAUAAGGAGAAGCAUCGCUGCCACAUGACUUGCCCGCACCUCUCGCCCCCCAAGGGGCUGCUGGGACGAGAGGAGCAGUGGUCCCGGCGGGAGACCGCCGAAAACGGGCCCCGGACUUUGGGAUUACAAACCCCUUUGCAGAUAGACUGCUCCGAUUCUCCUCCCAACCUCCCGCUGGGAAGGUUCACUCCGAGUUCCGAGCCGGCCAGUAGCGACGAACACACCAAUCUUUUCACCAGUGCAAUAGGCAGCUGCCGCUCCACGGGCUCAGCCGGCAGCCGUAAGAAACUGCCCGAGGGCUCCGGACUUUUCAGCCCCCAAGAAGGAUCGCUCAGCCGACCCCUCCGGAAGGAGACCUUGCCUCCGAUGGAGAAGGUCGUGCAAGGCCUUUCAGGCACCCCUCCAGGCCAGGAGAAAGUCUCGCAGAGAUCAGUGGAGAGCACCAGCUGCAGUCCUUCCAGGAAGCGGUCUUCCUCCGAGAGCACAUCCUCCACAGUCGUUGGGAUCCCCUCGCGUGGUUCCAGAAUCAGCUCCUCUAUGGAAGAUUCCGCCGACCACCUCCUGCAGCGCAUGGCUCACCACGAGAGCCAGGGGGCCUUGGACAAGACCCUGGAGUCCGUCUUGACCAGCGUCCCCACCCUGCCCUCGGACAGUCCCAGCCGCAGCCCCGGCCGGGAUAAAUCUUGCGAUCUCUUGCUCCCCGGGAAUCCCGCUGGCGGCGGCAGCGGCGGCAGCAACGGCCUCUCCCUCCUCUCCCCGCACCACCACUUCAAGAGGAGCAUGGUGGAAGCCAUGCAAAGCCAGACCCGCCGGAUGUGCAGUUACGACAAGAUCUUGGCCACCAAAAAGAACUUGGACCACGUCAACAAGAUCCUCAAAGCCAAGAAGCUCCAAAGACAAUCACGGACCGGCAACAAUUUCGUGAAACGCCGGCCGGGGAGGCCCAGGAAGUAUCCCUCGGCGCCGGUGGUCUCCUCCCACGGGCUCCAGGUCAGCCGAUUCCUCGGCCCCGAGCUCAGCAGCAGCAGCAGCAGGGAGCCCGGCUGUCUCCUCCACCGUGGCCCCGACACAGUGACCGACGCCAUCGAGUCAGUGGUCCAGGGCGUGAAUGAGAAAGGGUCGAAGAGGAAACGGUGGCUGGAAGAAGAGCUAACGAGGAAGAAGCAGAAACCGCUCCCCAGCGAGGAGCAAGAAAGCCAUAAAAGCUUUUCAGAAGCCGCCCCGGACCCUCUUCCUCCUCCUCCUCCCCCUCCCCCUCCUCCCCCACCUCCCCUCCCUCCCCCUCCUCCCCCCUCGGAGGCUGCUGGGAAGCCCCCGGAGAAAGCCGAACGGCCGCCGGCCCCCCUGGUCCAGCGCGAGAAGAAAGCAGCCCGCCCUCCGAAGAAGAAGUACCAGAAGGCCGGCCUCUAUUCGGAUGUCUACAAGACCAGCGACCCCAAAAGCCGCCUGAUCCAGUUAAAGAAAGAAAAACUAGAAUACACGCCUGGAGAGCACGAAUACGGCUUGUUCCCUGCGCCUAUUCACGUAGGAAAAUACCUUCGGCAAAAGCGAAUCGACUUUCAGUUGCCUUACGACAUUCUCUGGCAGUGGAAGCAUAACCAGCUGUAUAAAAAGCCAGAUGUCCCACUUUAUAAAAAGAUCCGAUCAAAUGUUUAUGUGGACGUCAAACCUCUGUCUGGUUACGAAGCCACCACCUGCAACUGCAAGCAGCCCGACGACAGCCGGAAAAGCGGUUGCCUGGAUGACUGUUUGAACAGGAUGAUCUUCGCCGAGUGUUCGCCCAACACGUGUCCGUGCGGGGAGCAGUGUUGCAACCAGCGGAUCCAGAGGCACGAGUGGGUGCAGUGUCUCGAACGCUUCCGGGCGGAGGAGAAAGGCUGGGGCAUCCGGACCAAGGAGUCCCUAAAAGCCGGGCAGUUCAUCAUUGAGUACCUGGGCGAGGUCGUCAGCGAGCAGGAAUUCAGGAACCGGAUGAUUGAGCAAUACCACAACCACAGUGACCACUACUGCCUCAACUUGGACAGUGGGAUGGUGAUUGACAGCUACCGCAUGGGGAACGAGGCCCGUUUCAUCAACCACAGCUGCAACCCCAACUGCGAGAUGCAGAAAUGGUCGGUCAACGGCGUUUACCGGAUCGGACUCUACGCAUUGAAGGACAUGCCGGCCGGCACCGAGCUGACUUACGACUACAAUUUCCACUCCUUCAACGUGGAGAAGCAGCAACUCUGCAAGUGCGGCUUUGAGAAAUGCCGAGGGAUCAUUGGCGGCAAGAGCCAGCGGAUGAACGGCCUGCUCAGCAAAGCCAACCAGAUGGUCACGGCACAGAGGCGGCCGAGUCGGUCCAAAGAGAAGAGGAAGUCCAAGCACAAGUUGAAAAAACGGAAGGGCCACAUUCCCGAAGAGCCCAGCGAUAACUCCACCCCCCCAACUCGGCUGACUCCCCAACUGCAGAUGAAGCCCAUGUCCAACAGGGAAAGGAAUUUUGUGCUGAAACACCACGUUUUCCUGGUACGCAACUGGGACAAGAUCCGUCAGAAGCAGGAGGAGGUCAAACACGACAGCGACAACCUCCACUCACCCUCGUUGUACACCCGCUGGAAUGGGAUGUGUCGCGAUGAUGGCAACAUCAAAUCCGAUGUCUUCAUGACCCAGUUCUCCGCCCUGCAGACCGCCCGCUCGGUGAGGACGCGACGGUUGGCGGCCGCCGAAGAAAACCUCGAAGUGGCCCGAGCAGCGCGCCUCGCACAGAUCUUCAAGGAGAUCUGCGACGGCAUCAUUGCCUACAAAGAUUCCUCCAGGCAAGUCCUGGCCACUCCUUUGCUGGUUGUCCCUCCGAAAAAAAAGAAUGCCGAUUACUACGAGAAGAUCUCGGACCCCCUCGAUCUCACCACCAUCGAGAAGCAGAUCCUGACGGGCUACUACAAAACGGUGGAGGCUUUCGACGGGGAUAUGCUGAAGGUCUUCCGCAACGCCGAGAAAUACUACGGCCGCAAAUCUCCGAUCGGGCGGGACGUCUGCCGGCUGCGGAAAGCCUAUUACAACGCCCGUCACGAAGCGGCCGCUCAGAUCGACGAGAUUGUGGGCGAGACAGCCAGCGAGGCGGACAGCAGCGAGACCUCCCUGUGCGAGAAGGAGAGCGGGCACGAGAAGGACGAAGACGUCAUCCGUUGCAUCUGCGGCUUGUACAAGGACGAAGGGCUGAUGAUCCAGUGUGACAAAUGCAUGGUUUGGCAGCACUGCGACUGCAUGGGUGUGAACUCGGAUGUCGAACACUACCUGUGUGAACAGUGCGAGCUGCGCACAGUCGAUCGGGAGGUACCGAUGAUUCCCCGGCCUCAUUACACCCAACCGGGCUGCGUUUACUUCAUCUGUCUGUUACGGGACGAUCUCUUGCUCCGUCAAGGAGACUGCGUGUACCUGAUGCGAGACAGCCGAAGGACCCCCGACGGCCACCCGGUCCGGCAGUCGUACCGCCUGCUGUCCCACAUCAACCGCGAAAGGCUGGAUAUCUUCCGGAUCGAGAAGCUGUGGAAAAACGAGAAGGGGGAACGCUUCGCCUUCGGCCACCACUACUUCCGCCCGCACGAAACCCACCACUCGCCCUCUCGCAAGUUCUACCACAACGAGCUCUUCCGGGUGCCGCUGUACGAGAUCAUCCCUCUGGAGGCGGUGGUGGGCACCUGCUGCGUGCUGGAUCUCUACACCUACUGCAAAGGAAGACCCAAAGGGGCAAAGGAACCGGACGUUUACAUCUGCGAUUAUCGGCUGGACAAGUCGGCCCAUCUCUUCUACAAAAUCCACCGUAACCGCUAUCCGGUCUGCACCAAAUCCUACGCCUUCGACCACUUCCCGAAACGGCUGGCGCCGAAAAGAGACUUCUCGCCUCAUUACGUACCAGACAACUACAAGAGGAACGGAGGCAGGUCAUCUUGGAAGUCCGACCGCUCCAAGUCCCAAAACAAAGACCUGCCUCAGGAGGAGGAGCCUCUCCCCCUUCCGGAAGAGGGGAUCGCCAAUCCGGAGCCCCCUCCCGGAGAGCCGCCGGCCCACCCCGAGGAGCCCGAGAAAGAGGCCCCUUCCCUGGAGAACGUCGAGCUGGAGAAAAAGGCCGAGGAGGGCAGCCCCGAGCCCAGGGAGCCUUGCAGCCCGGAAGAACGCCGGCACCUGCAGCGGGAGCGGCUGAACCAAAUACUCCUCACCCUCUUAGAGAGAAUCCCAGGAAAAAAUGCCAUCGACGUCACCUACCUGUUGGAGGAAGGCUCCGGAAGAAAGUUACGACGUCGCACCCUCCUCCUCCCCGAGAGCAGCUGCAGGAAGUGAACCCGCGUCCGUGUGUUUUUCUCGCCCCGCCACCCCCCGCACACCGCCCGCUUGCCCACCCACCCCUCACACCCCCUGCAGCAAAGGGUGCGUCUUGCAAUUCAAUCCGGGCGUUAAGACUGACAGCCGGGCCGGGAUUUUUGGACCCCUUUCCGCCCUUCCUGCGUCUCUCAGCGGUCCUGGAGGAAGCAACCGGUGGCAAGGAGCGGCCGAAGCCCCCUCGGUCCGGCCGAGCGGAAGGAAACUGACGAAACGGUUCUGUAGCACUUAGACCCUGCACUUGGGCAGGCAAGCCCCCUCCCACCCACAUCCCCCCCCUACCCACCCACAUCCCCCAGGAGCCUUCAGCACUGGGAGGCGGUGGGGGGGGGAGCCAGCCCUGCCAUCUCGUUCCUCUUAAGGUACUAAGGAAAAAAAGGCGCUCUCCGACGGGGGACGGGACAGUCACCGUUUUAAUUUAAUUUAUUCUUUUUAUUCCCCUGCCCCAUUUCACUCCGAUGGUCCAGAGGGAGAAAAAAACGAGGCAUCGCCUAGAAAAGCAGCGGGGGGGGGCACCUGCCCUGAUGCGCCCCCCCCCCUCGUCGGUCCUGCCCUUUCCUAAAUCAGGGGAAUUAUCCGGGCACCGAGGUCUAGCCACCCCUAAAGCAUUUUACAAAAAAUCUAUCUAUCUAUCUAUCUAUCUAUAUCUUAUAUAUUAAAAAAAAAAAAAAAAACCGACAGGCACCGGAACGAGACGGGGGAAGAAUUUCCCUGCCGGACAUUUUGCACAGAGAGGAAGUGUUGCGUUCCCUACAAAUUGCCCCCCAGGGAAACCACGGUUGGAUUUUCGGAAGCACUUGGGUUCCAUUUCGUGCAUCCCCAGGGAAGGAUGGGACGAAGGGGAUGCUGCGCUUAAAUUUUAAUUUUAAAUUCUUUUUUUUCCUCCUCCUUUUUUCUAAAAAGCAGGUUCCGGGCUCAGAAAAGUCCCCCUUCUUCUUGCAGGCUUUUCCCGUCUUUCAUUUUUCCUCUUCUUUCUUCCCUUCUUUUUAUUUUUUUUUAAACAUCGCCUUUCCCGCCCGCCCCCUCCUGCCCCCUUUCGUACUCAGCUGUCGUUCUCUUGUGCGUCCGGUGUAUAUCGCGGCGGGGGGGGGGGGGAACAAAAACCUCGAGAAGGAGGGAGGGUGGGAAAAGCCAGAGAAAAUCUCCCACACCCCAAUGAUACGAGAAGGAGAGGAAAAUAUAUAUAUAUAUGUAUAUAUAUUCCCUUUUCACUACACGAACCGUGGAAACAGUAUUUCUGAGCGAGCGAGCGUCUUGUCGCGAAGCUGUCGAGGCGACUGGACCCACUGAUGACACUACUCCUUUGCGGGGAGGGGGGGUUCCCCUUUUUUUUAAAUUUUCCUUUUUUGUUGUGCCCCCCCCCCCCCCCGUUUUUCUUUUUUUUUUCUUUUCAAUUUCAAAAGACAAAACUGUACAGCUUGCAAAGCAGCUGCCUCUUAAAGAAGCAGUGUAAUUUCGCACUCCGCCUCUUCGGCCAGGGACAAAGGGCGGGGUGUGUGUGUGUUAAAAAUUAAAAAUAAAAAUCAUCAUGGAAGACGCCGGCUGGACGACGAAAAAAAAAACAAGGAUUUUCUUGAGGGGCGGGAGUGUUGUUUGUUUGUUUUUCUAAUUCUUCUUCUCCCUUCCCCCCUUCUGGUUUGCUGCAAAAAAAAAAAUCCAGACUUUCCAACGCGGGGAAAAUAAAAAAAAAAAAUCAAAAGAGACUUUCUGCAAAGUUUUCCCGAGCAGCGAAAGAAAAAUCAAAAGUUUUUGGGGGGUUUUGUUUUGUUUUUUUACACUGGCUCUUUAACGUGGCUUCCCGCUCUUUGUCUCUUCGGCUGUUCACAUGCAUAUCCUUGGUCCUGUUUUUUGGUGUCCUUAUAAACAAAAAAAACCCUGUUUUUAAAUGUGCCAAGUUGUAUAUAUCUUAAACCUUUCCUUUUUAUUAUUUUUCUCUCUCGUGUGAUUGUAAAGCAAUAUUGGUAGCCCUCUCUCUCUCUCUCUCUUUAUCUCUUUAUCUCUCUUUCUCCGUGUUCCUUCCGGACGGACCAAUUUUUUUGUCCAACCAC